CAAAGCUGUAUGUGUCUCGUAAGAUUCUGUUUUCGGGACCCAAUAUCUCUCUUCCUUACUGGUUCUCGACCUACUCGAACCCGUCUCCACCUCACGCCGUUCGCUGUCAUCUAUGCCGCCGCUCUGAUUUGUCGCCGGCGAUCCGCUUUCCAUGGCUGUCACUACAGUCUUCAAAGCUGAUCACUGCGCAUUCUUCCCUCUCUCCAUCUGUCCAUGUCACCGCCGUGCCGCCCCAAAAGCCGUCGCCUUUGCCCGUCUCCCCUCGGCCCGCCGCCUUCGCCUCUCCCUCCUCUGCGCACGCCGCGUUUACUCCGCUUUCGUUUCGUCAUCUGGUGGUACCCAACUGGAUUCCCACGAGCAUAAGCCCCAGACAACUGAGGCUACGGAGGCAUUGUUUAUCGAGCCAGAGCAGCAGAAGGAUGGGGGCCAACUAAGGAAGCGAGUGUUUUCCGGGCUCGCUAUUGGGAUUGGAGGGGGCGGCGUGGUGGUGGCUGGAGGAUGGGUGUUCACUGUUGUUGUGGCUGUUGCCGUAUUUGCUGCUGCUCGUGAGUACUUUGAGUUGGUGAGAAGCCAGGGGAUGGCUGCGGGGAUGACGCCGCCUCCCAGAUAUGUGUCAAGGGCUUGCUCGGUUAUCUGCGCGUUGAUGCCUGUGCUAACAGCGUACUUUGGUCACAUAGAUGUAUCUGUAACAUCAUCAGCAUUUUUAGUUGCAAUGGCGUUAAUUUGCCAGAGAGCAAUUCCUCGUUUUUCUCAGCUAAGUAGUACCGUGUUUGGAUUGUUCUAUUGUGCUUACCUUCCUUGUUUCUGGGUUAAGCUUCGUUGUGGUCUGGCAGCCCCUGCAUUGCAUACAGAAUUAGGAAAAUAUUGGCCAAUUCUUCUUGGUGGUCGUGCUCAUUGGACUGUUGGACUUGUAGCAACCAUUAUUUCCGUUAGCAGCAUAAUUGCGGCAGAUACAUUCGCUUUUUUGGGUGGAAGGGCAUUUGGUCGGACUCCAUUGACUAGUAUCAGUCCAAAGAAGACUUUGGAGGGUGCCUUUGCUGGUUUAAUAGGUUGUGUAGUUGUUGCAAUUUCUCUGUCAAGAAUUUUAUCUUGGCCUUCAUCUUUAUUAAGUGCUUCAGCUUUUGGAAUUCUGAAUUUCAUUAGUUCUCUCUUUGGGGAUCUCACUGAGUCAAUGAUUAAACGUGAUGCUGGUGUUAAGGACUCUGGAUCUCUGAUACCUGGGCAUGGUGUGGCCAAAAGAACGGUGUUUGUAGUUGAGCUAUUGUCUUGUCUCUUCACAUGUGUGUGGCUAGCCCUCCACCAUGGAUCUCUUGAAUCAGGAGGUGUGCUUGAUAGACUGGAUAGUUAUUUGUUCACAGGUGCUCUGUGCUAUUCAUUUGUGAAGUUCGCUCUACCUGUAUUUGGUGUUUAAUUUUAUCAAAACUUCAAAUCUUAUGAGAGUGUUGAAGAAACAAGCCUGAACUUCCAUUGCUGAGAAAGAAAAAAACAACCCCUUCAGGUAAACCAUCACCUAAUUUGUUUUAACAAAGGGAAAUAAAUGUAUAUAAAUCUGGUCAACAAGGUAACACUGCUAUCCUCUUAACAAGUUCUUUUUUCUGAAAGAUCAUAAAAUGCCAUUGUUAUUUAAGAGGCCUAAUAUAUAAAGCUUUAUGUUAGGGGUUCUAAAGCUUUUAAAUUAUGGUGCAGUUGCAGGAUAGUUUUUAAGUUAAAGCUGCUUAUGGUUCUAUUGUUUGAUUAUAUUCUGAGCAUACUAAUGUCUGCUCUGUGCUAUUUAUUGUUGAUAAUUAGUUAUCUAUGUUACUUAUUUUUUUAUAAUUUUGAGGAGUUUCAGAGAUUUAGACUAAA
Messenger RNA from Dendrobium catenatum, 1845 nucleotides. Its product is annotated as phosphatidate cytidylyltransferase 5, chloroplastic. The transcript has 9 exons. The coding region runs from base 152 to 1411 and encodes 419 amino acids. The record is from RefSeq and is a predicted model, not a curated record. Lineage: Eukaryota; Viridiplantae; Streptophyta; Magnoliopsida; Asparagales; Orchidaceae. Gene Ontology annotation, molecular function: transferase activity, transferring phosphorus-containing groups. Gene Ontology annotation, cellular component: membrane.